This is a messenger RNA of Brassicogethes aeneus, 2997 nucleotides long. The record is from the annotation of a GenBank genome assembly. NCBI's taxonomy places the organism in Eukaryota, Metazoa, Arthropoda, Insecta, Coleoptera, Nitidulidae.
UCUCCUAUUUUGACAGUUGCACCUUCUUUAUCUGAGUUGCACAAUGCUACCCAACAAAAUAUUGUGAUUAAAGUAGUGUUUUAAAUAAAUAAUAUUCGCGUAUUUUAUUCUAAGAAUGUGAUAAUAAAUCGUUUCAUUUAUAAAGUAUAAGUUAUUAAAUUUAAAAAAAUGGAGGGUGGACCUAACGUAGAAAAAAAGGGGUUAAACCCAAAUAGACGGAGUGCACGUAAGGAGAAAAGGAAUGAAUUAAGGAAAAAUAAGAUUUUAUCAGAGAUUGGGUCCGUUUCAACAGGAGAGAAGAAAAUUUUUCACAUAGAACAACCUGGUAGUGUUAAAAGAACACGUAGAAAACCAAGAAAAAAAAGUGAACCAACUCGAGAAAUUCACAACAAACAACAUAUUGCACAAGACUUGGACUUAAUAGAUUUUGAAUGCCAACUAACCAUCAAAGCAAUAUCAAGUCAGACAUCUGGACAUUUCAUAAGAAAACGCAAUGAAACCAGAAGGAAAAUUCAAUUGAAAACAUUCAAAAUCGACAGCACCCCAUGUGUGUUUAUAACCAAUAAACUAGUUAGAUCCCUCCAAAAAUUAUCCGUCAAUGACAAUAAUAUUGAUAAAAUGAGAAAUCGUAAGUUUUAUAAUAAAGAUAACAAACAAACACCAAGUAAAAAACAAAAUGAACCAGGUACAAGCCAGAACAAUUCAUCUCCACAAAAAAGACAAACAGAUAUAAAUGAGAGAUUCACCCCAUAUUACACACCAGAACAAGUCAAAACCGGUUUAGAAAGUAACACUUUGGUUCAAGGUAGUAUAAGGAUAAACCCCAAAAUGGGUCAUGAAGCAUACGUAAGCAACAAAAACACCAGCUUAAAUGACUACUACAUUGUAAGUGUGGCUGAUAGAAAUCGGGCUUUGGAGGGAGAUGAAGUUGUUUUGGAGAUAAAACCAAGGAACCAAUGGGUUGAUGGUAGGGCUACUUGUAGAGUGGUGUUCAUUGCUAAAAAAGUUCACACUCGUUUGGCCAUUGGUCACCUAAAAAUGCCAGAACCCAAAAACGUCACACCUGAUUCAAAAAACCGACGCAGUAACAGAAAGGAUUUCGCGAUUUUUUAUCCCAGGGAUAGAAGACUUCCUUUUAUCCGUGUACAUAAGGAAACAUGGCCAAAAGGCUUCAAUGAAAAACCCAAAAUGUACGAAAAAAACCUCUUCAUGGUUGAAAUACUACAAUGGGAAAUCCCUAAAUAUGCCUUGGGGAUAGUUAGGGAGAACAUAGGUUUGGAGGGAGAUUUAAAAGUGGAGGAGUUGUCCAUUUUGAAGGAGUACAAUUUGGAUCCAUACCCACACAAUCCAAAAUUAGUUGAAAGUAUGAAUUUACCCAAAAACAUUGAUGAUAAAGAGUUUGAAUACCGUUUGGAUCUAAGGAAGGACUGCAUUUUUACUAUUGACCCUUUAACAGCCAGGGAUUUGGAUGAUGCCGUUUCAGUGGAAGAGUUACCAAAUGGUAACUACAAAAUAGGCGUCCACAUUUCGGAUGUAGCCUACUACCUCAAAGACGGUUCCCCUCUGGACGUUUCGGUGGCAAAAAAAGCUACCACAAUAUACAUGGUGAACAAUGUUUACCAUAUGUUGCCUAAGGAAAUGUGUUUUCAUUGUUCCUUACUGCCAGGAACCGAUAAAUGCGCCUUUUCCGUGUUUUGGGAAAUGACACCGGAAUCUGAAAUUGUUCAUACAAGUUUUGCUAGGACUGUAAUUAAUUCCUCUGUACAGCUGGCUUAUGAACAUGCCCAGAUGAUGAUUGAGGACCCAGACCGCGAAUUCAAAGAUGGCGAAUUGCCAACAAUCCACAACAAUUUUACUAGCAAAGAUCUCAGCAGAACUGUGAAUAUUCUGCAGAAAAUCGCAAUCCAACUCAAACAAAAACGCAUUCAAAAUGGCGCCCUUAAAAUCAAUCAAGUUAAGCUCUCCUUUAAACUCGAUCCCGCCAAUGGCGACCCGCAAACGUUCUUUAUAUACGAAAAUAAGGAGGCGCACAGAUUAAUUGAGGAGUUCAUGUUGCUCGCGAAUAUUUCCGUGGCCGAGAAAAUCAACGGCGAUUUUCCCGACGUGGCUUUUCUAAGAUGCCACGAACCUCCAAAACAAACCAUGAUGGAUAAACUGCAGAAAAACUUGGAGGUUUACGGUAUUUUCAUCGACAUUUCCAACGCCGGCAGCAUAAGUUCUUCGCUAAAAAAAUACAUCGGUGAAGAUGAAGCGGGAUUCGAUAGGUGCGCAGUGCUCUACCACCUGUUUUCCAAACCCAUGACGAGAGCUAGGUAUUUUUGCGCCAGCGAGGGGGAAGAUUACCGGCAUUUUGCCCUGAGCGUGCCUUUGUACACCCAUUUCACCUCCCCGAUAAGAAGAUACGCCGACAUAAUGGUACACAGACUUCUAGCGGCAUCUCUCGGAUACUGCGAUUCCCCCCAAUGGGACGUGGACUACGUCGCCGGCAUUGCCGCCAACUGCAACGGCCAAAAAUACAACGCCAAAAGAGCGGGAGAAUCCAGCUCGGAGUUAUAUUUGGCCUGCUACAUAGAAAAACACCAGCCGUUCAUUGAAGACGCGGUUGUAGUCGAUGUAAAAGACAAAUCUUUCGAUGCGAUCGUCACCAAAACCGGAAGUAUCGUACGGAUAUACAAAAAUACUCUCCCAGAUGGUUCAGAGUGGACUGCAGAACCCAUUAAAAUCAACACAAGCAAAGAGGAGUCUUCCAAUGACAUGACCAUGUAUAAAGUCACCAUUAAGUACCCCAAAACAAAAGACUAUCAAGAAAUUUCGCUUAUAAUUGAACUUUUCACCCACGUCAAGGUUUCAUUGAAUAGGAAAAAACAAACCUACAAGUUGGAUGCAACUUUAUUAAGGCCUGUUUAAGAAAUACAUAUUUGUACUAUAAAUAAACUGCCAAUAUUAUAAAGUGCAUAAGGAAGAAUUUAUCCAAAAUAAAUUUAUCCACAACCAUAA